UUGCGUACUGUUAUGUGUUGCACUUUGGUCCUGGAGGAAGGACAUUUAUGCAGAGUGAAGCUAAACAGAGUCUGCCAGUAGUAGUGUUAACCGGAUUAACUGAGACCGGUAACAAGAAAUUAGAUCUUUAUUUCCCCCCAAUAAAGCAACACCUGUUGGAAUAUAACUAAUGACUAUGUAAGAAAUGUUUCAAUAGGUGGCGCUAUUAGCACUGAUACACACAGUGUGGAAUAACAGAAGCAGUUCUCACGGUCAAUCUGAUUGGCUGAGAGAAAAACCCGGCAGAAACAACGAGAAGCUGGAUUUAUACAUCCUCCGGCUGAGGUCCGUGGAAUUUGUUUUCGGUCGGUUGAAACUGUUUAUAAGGCUGAAAAUAGCACAGCGUGAUUACAUUGUGAGCUUGUGUUGCUUUUUAUGCUUACCUCACCUGAGCGAAUCGUGCUUAGCACAGGAUUUAAUAGCUAGCAAGCUACAAAGCAGCAGCAGAAGGUUUAUUUAGUUUCCUACUCGUUUACCGAAAACCCCCCGCCUUUUGCACGUGCACUCCCAAGAAGACAGCUGAUUGGACAAAUAACCUGUUGGCGGGACGAUUCUGGCCAAGCCUAGCACGGGUGACCGAAUACAGGUGGGAAAAUAAAGAAGAACGGUAGGACUCGGAUAACAGGAAGUUUUAAUCAGAGAGUCCAUGCAUGAUGUAUGAUCCAUCAGAAAACGGUCUGUUUGGUGUGUCUGACUAUGACCAGAUAGAGGACGAGUCCUUUCCCCCUCUCCCACCACCGCUGUCCCCUGGAGAGGGCAACUUCGAUGAGGAGCCUGCGGCCAGCGGAGAGGGUGAAGAGGGAGAACUGUCCAAGCUACCUGAUGUUCCUGUAGCUAAAAGGCGAACAGUUAAGAGACCCCAGCCUAAACUAAACUCUCAGAGGUUGCUAUCUGAACGAGGACUUCCUGCCUUACGUACAUUAUUCACUGAUGUCAAGUUUAAAGGCAAAGGCCAUGAGGCUGAGGAUCUUAAGGUUCUGAUGCGGAAAAUGGAGAACUGGGCUCACAGACUUUAUCCAAAACUACAGUUUGAGGACUUCAUUGACAAACUGGAGGCUCUAGGAGGCAAGAAAGACGUACAGACGUGUCUCAAGCGAAUCCGACUGGACAUGCCUCUGACCCACGAGGAUUUCACUGGAAAUGAUGGCGAUGAAGCAGAGGUCCGCUUCCAGGAAGAUGCAGACCCGUUUGAAGAUCGAAGCUUCUCUGAAGAUCCGUUUAUCCACUCCACUCCUGCUCCGCUCUCUCUUACGGAGGAACAGCAGCAGCGCAUCGAGCGCAAUAAACAGCUGGCCCUGGAGAGAAGGCUGGCUCGACAAAAACAGCUAGAGUCGUCACAGUCAGCGUUCCCAGAUGAACCUGCUGCAAGUCCCACAGCACAUCACCUCAGCCAAGACGAGCAAAAAGAACUGGAUCAAACCACAGGAAACACUGACACACCUUUAAAUCAGGAUCCUGUGGAGUCUCAGAGCUCCACUCAGUAUAACAAAUGUGACAGUCCAGUUCCAGAGAUAACAAAUGGCAGAGAUAAUGAAAGCGACUGAUCAGUUUUACUUU
Messenger RNA from Ictalurus furcatus (blue catfish), 1596 nucleotides. RefSeq names its product timeless interacting protein (gene tipin). The transcript has 8 exons. Bases 690 to 1583 code for a protein of 297 amino acids. NCBI's taxonomy places the organism in Eukaryota, Metazoa, Chordata, Actinopteri, Siluriformes, Ictaluridae. Gene Ontology annotation, cellular component: nucleus; replication fork protection complex. Gene Ontology annotation, molecular function: DNA binding. Gene Ontology annotation, biological process: DNA damage response; replication fork processing; replication fork arrest. The record is from RefSeq and is a predicted model, not a curated record.